Messenger RNA from Platichthys flesus (European flounder), 4138 nucleotides. RefSeq names its product NudC domain containing 3 (gene nudcd3). Gene Ontology annotation, biological process: protein folding. The transcript has 6 exons. The record is from RefSeq and is a predicted model, not a curated record. Bases 166 to 1227 code for a protein of 353 amino acids. Gene Ontology annotation, cellular component: cytoplasm. Lineage: Eukaryota; Metazoa; Chordata; Actinopteri; Pleuronectiformes; Pleuronectidae.
ACCGGAAGUGUGGUUGCUGUUCUGGAAGGAGGAACACGGUCGUUAAGAAACGUCGACCAGACCCGCGCCACUUGUUUAUUUCUCCUUUUAACCUUUAACGUCUUUUGUUUUCCCACAUAAAUUGUCGGUCGAAACACUUCAUCGAUUAAAACGCCAGAAGCCGCGAUGGCGUCGCCGCUGGAGAUGACGGAGAUGUACGACAACGCUCUGCUGGGAAUCCUGCAGCAUGUUGGAAACAUCCAGGACUUUCUUCAGAUCUAUUUUGGGUUUUUGUAUCGCAAAACGGACUUUUAUCGCCUCCUGUCUGGUCCCAGCGACAAGAUGGGCUUCCCCCCCGGUGUGGCGGAGAAGAUGGUGCUCAAGACAUUUAGGCUGUUUGAGAAGGUGGCAGAUCACGACCGAGAGAGACAGCUGAGCGAGGUGCAGAAAAGAGUGGAGAGUCGAUGUGUUCCUCAAUCAGUUCAGGAGCUGGAGGUCGCCUCUGAGCCUCAGGAGGAGACAGAGGAGCAGAUCGCCGUGGCAGAACAGAUGGAGAGCUCCCCGUUGGAUGCUGGGCAUGUUUCAGCCCCUGCAGCCUCGGAAGCGACAGCUCCAGAGCCAGUCGGUCAGGGAGACCAGGCAGCAGCAGCCAGCACCAACUCAGCACAGCAGAGUCAGGAGAAAUUUCAGUGUGAUCCCGACAGUUACAACGGGGCAGUUAGGGAAAACUACAGCUGGUCUCAGGACUACACUGACGUGGAGGUCCGCGUGUUUGUGCCAAAGACAGUUGUUAAAGGCAAACAGGUCAGCGUUCGUCUGCAGACCAGCAGCAUGCGAGUGUGUGUGAGGGACGGAGCCAAGGAGGAAACACUGAUGGAGGGAGAAUUCAUGCACAAGAUCAACACAGAAAACACUCUGUGGAGCCUGGAACCUGGAAGCUGUGUGGUCCUGUCGCUCAACAAGACCUCAGAGGUUUGGUGGAACGCUGUGUUGAAAGGUGAGAAGGAGAUCGACAUCAACCAAAUUAACCGGGAACGCUCCAUGGCAUCGGUUGACGAGGACGAGCACGCGGUGUUGGACAGACUCACGUUCGACUACCAUCAGAAGCUACAGGGCAAGCCACAGAGUCAUGAAAUGAAAGUGCACGAUAUGCUGAAGAAGGGCUGGGACGCUGAAGGCUCCCCCUUCAGAGGGCAGGAUUUCGACCCGUCCAUGUUCGACAUCCCACCCAGCGCGGUGCAGUUCUGAGACACAGCCAAAUAUCUGCCAAGUUUGAACUGGAUCCUAGUUUAUUUAUAGAAGUGCUUGUAGUAAAGACAUUUACCUGCUGGUCUGCUGUGUUGGAGGUUUGUCCUUAACUCUAAGUGCAGAACUGAAGCUGCCUGUUGUGACGAGGACUUUUUAUUAUACGAAACCUGAUAAUCUUGUUGACUGUGCCCGUCUACAGUGCCUUGUCUGCCCUACUGAGGUACUGUAUUCUUUUUUUUUUCUCCAUUUCUAUUCUCAUAGCACUGCCCCAAAAUACAUUGAAUCAUCUGUCAUUAUUACUGGUCACUAUUAUUUCCAUCCUUCUCAAAGUGAUAGAGGAGAGCCCACCUCUGUUUUCUAUCUGAUCAGGAUGAUAAUACUAAUAAUAUAUCAGAUGGAGCUGUAUAAUGAAGAAUGGAGUAGUUUCAAUCUCUUAAUUGCAUCUGAACAUUUGAUAGGCUUGUUUUCUUUCGGUAGUGAAACAAAGGAAGAGUAAAUUAACGUCUGUUAACAGUAGGAUGUCUUGCGGCAGAUUAUUUUUUCCAUUUCAGCCAAUUUCCUUAAAGAAAUUCUAAUUCUGAAUGUUCAGCCAAUGUAGGGUCAAUCUUCCAUGAUCGAUCCUUGUACACAUGAUCACUGAAGAGCAGCUCUUCAGAAUGAUUUGUUCACUACGCAGUGAGCAGGAGGAAUUUAUUUUGAUCCAGAUCCUCGAUACUGACCAGAAGGCAUAGCUACUUAUAAACCCUUAUCAACGGCUGCAGAGGUCUGCCAGUCGUGAUGAAUUCAGCUAGAGAGUGCGUUUUUGCCUUGUUUGAGUCCUGAUGAAUUUAUCCACAGGAACAAAAUAAGCAAUGACCAGUGGAAAGGCUCAUUAUACAAAUUUUGGGGAAAAUGUGAAGCAGAAAUAAGUGUUAAGAGGUCGCUCAACGAUUAUCUUGACGAAAUCCAUGGCUCUUCAUGUUAAAACAAGAGCUUUAAAGACAGAUAGUUAGAGUAAAGGAGGGUAAAUAAUAGCCAAAGGCGUUUUUUAAACUGGACAACCCAUGCUCUGAAAAAGGUGAGCAUUAGCAAUUAACUACUAGAUGAAUUUUACUCCAUAAUAAACUUAGGGAUUCCUUUUAAAGUAUGUCUGCUUAGACAACAGUGCCAAGGGUAGGUGUAAGGUAAAGAGAGACUUGUAUUAAAGAAUACAAUUACAAAGACAUACAAGAAGCUAGAAUAACUGCCCUGGGACAGUAUGACUCCAACAUCGGUGCAGUUUCAGUCUUCAUACAUUUUGUUUCCAGACUAAGGUCACUAUGACCCUUGACCUCUGAAAUCUAAUCAGUAAAUUUUUUUCAAGUGACAACUGGGUCAAAUUUGAAGAAAUUCCCUGAAGUCGUUAAAGAUAUGUUCAAGAGGCUAAAGACAUUUUUUGUGAGGCCAGUUUGACUUUGUUGGUGUUAGUGAGCCUCAUGCUAGAUCCUCAGUCAGUUACUUAGAAGAGUUUUUGAUUGUUGAGUGUUACCAGCAGAGAUUUUUAUUUAUUUUCCUACUUACUAAUCCUGACAUGCCAUAUAAGUCUGAAGGAGGUAUUCAAGUUCGGAGGUUUCUUUUUUAGAUGGUACGCUAUCGAAGCAUGAGCCACAGUUAAAAUCAUUUCAUUUAAAGAAAACACAAAAGAAGCAAAGGCAUUCUUAAGAUAAGACUAAAGGUUUUUUUAUGUCACUGUGAUGAAAUUUGUAAAAAAAAAAAUCGAGUCAGCUGGUCUUUGAGUUUGAGUAAAAGUGCUUUCCAGAUUGGAAGAAAUUUCCUUGUGGUGUCCCUAACAUGUUCAAUUCAUGAGAUCUAAAACAUACUUGUGAGGCCACAGUGACUUUGACCUUUGGUUACUAAUAUCAAAUCAGUUCAUUGUUGAAUCAAGGUGAAUGUUUGUACCAAAUUUGAAUAAAUUCCCUCAAGGUGUUCUUGAGAUAAUGCUUUCACAAUAACUGGACAGAUGGACGGACUGGCAUGGAGGCAUGAAAACCCACAAAUUCGAAAUUGUGUACGUUAUCUCCCCUGAGCUUAAUUCAGCUCAGCUCUCAUCCAUCGUUCCACUCAGAAAAUGGAAGGGAUGAGUUGAUAAUGUACCAGAUAAACAAGAGGAGGAAAAAUAAUGUAGAUGACGGAAAGACCGAAAGGGAGAGUGAAGUAACCCUGGGACACUGGGUCGCCUAAUGAAAACCUUGCAUUUCCACAAAUGAAUGCCAGAGGCAGGAUUUGAAAAUGGCCUUCUCUGAAUGUUUGUAAAUAUAAAGUUCAGAUCAUUGCCACUUACUCAUUGAUCAGAAAUGAUUAGUUUCCAUCUUUGUUUGACGGCCUUACUUAAAUAAAAUUAAAAACCCUUCAGACGGUCAAUGCAUAUAUUAUGCACAUGUUAUUAUAAUGUCUACUAUAAUGCAUAUUGAAGUCAUUAAUACCAUACAAUGAUGAAAGAUUGGUUAAUCUAAAUGUGCUGCAAAUAAUGUCAGUUGCAAAAGUUAAUGGAGAUAUUUCAUGAAGAUAUAACUUGUCAGAACUGUUGAUCCUUCUUUUGGGUCUUUUAUCUUCACCACCUUUUCAAGUGCUGGACCUGUAGGAAUAUGUCAAAAUGCUCUGCUGUCAGGUCCACAGAGAAGUACACAGCUUUACCUGGACCCACAGGCCCAGAGGAAACGAGAGUAAAGUAGAUUUAGUUUAUUCAUCCUGGCAUGUUAACAUCCCAGUGGGUAAGGAUCUGAUGGUCUGUGCAGGGGUUUAAGUGUCUUUGCCCGCUCUUCAACCAGGCGAUGAGGCGUCUCCACCAGCUGCAGGAGAGCUGCACCGGCACAACUGUAAAGUUUCAAUUCUGUCACAUUUACUGGUUUUCACUCUGACACAAGGCUGUGGUAAAUAAAAGCUCCAAGGAAAA